CAUAAAACAAGGUGCAUUAAUGUGCGACCCUCAUAUGAUUUUUGUCUCAAAAUAUAUAAAUUGUUUUUAUUCAUUUAUAUUUAUAUUUAUAUUUAUAUUUUUGUCAUUACAUUGUAAAGGCCAAAAACUCGAAACACUGCAAAAUCUGCCCAUACCCUCAACAUUUAUGUCUCUGGGCUUUAGGUUGUGCCAUUGUUCAGUCACCAAACUCAAAACACUAAUUCAUUAUCUAAAUUUAUUACCAACCUGCACCAAACAAACACCCCCUUAUCUCUUACAACUUUAUAAACCCCAGCAAUAAUAUUUAUUCUCUUAUUAAAAAAAUACCCGAAAACAUGCCUAAAUUGCUAGUGGAAUUUCUUCAAGAGCAACAAGAACCAUUUGCCUUGGAUAAUUACCUUCUCGAAAGAGGCUACUCCAAAGGUAGUACAACAAGUUCCACUCUUCGAAAUUCGGCUCGAUUCUUGAAGAAAUCGGCCAGCCUUGGCCUAAGGAAGAGACGGGAAAUCGUUCCGAAAUGCUCGGAAUUCGUUAGAGCGGUGUGCGGCAGGUUCGUAGUGUUGCACAACCUUGCUACUAAUCAUAACAUCAAGAAUCGUGGAAAUAACGGAGGUCGAAGAAAUAGUAACACUCGUGAAAAACAACAUGCAAAUGAAGAGGAUAAAUAUUACUUAUCAUCAACCAGCGGCACUACCGUGUUCGAUUCUUGCUCGGAGAGCGAUGUCGGAGACGAUGCACAAUGUUCUCAAAUAGAGGUUGAUGCUGAGAGAAAGUUGAAAUGGAGAUUUAUGGAAGAUUGUAAUAAAAAACUCUGUCCUGUCUCAAUUCUUCAAGAAACAAAAGAGGGCUCACCAUUUCAUGACGAAGGGGAAUCUUCAACUACCUCGUUUUCGCAAAUCAAGUCAAAGCGGACGGCGACACAAUAUUAUUACACUAGUGUCGAAGAAGAGUUGCAAGAACUCGCGGAUGUUUCGAGUUCUUACAGCCAGUUCAUUAUAAACAAGAGGGCCUUGCAGCAAAAUAAGCAGCUCUUGAUUGAUUGUGUGAGAGAAGUAAUAAAAAAAUAUCGGAAAAACGACGGGAAAAUAUUCGGAACCGACGAGCUAUGGAAACUCGUGUGCGAAAAUGUGUGGAUUUGGAGCAAAGAUUCAAUCGAUGAAAACAGCAUUAUCCAUUUGCUGAGAUAUGAUUUUAUGGAAUCUUCUUUACAUGCUGACUCUGAGCAACACAAAGAGGAUCUUUCCAUGCUGAUUGGAGAUGCUGUUUUGGAUUGUAUUAUCAAUGAGUUUAUUACAACCCUAGCUAAUUAAUCAAUAAUUAACUAAUUUAAUUUUUUUUUUUUUUUGAUUUGGGUUAUAUGAGAAAUUAAUUUGAAGGUUAACUGCUAUAGGAAUCAUUAAGUUUCACCAUUUAAUGUUCAUGCUAUAUAUAUGGUACAUAUAUUUGUUGAUAUGU
Molecule: messenger RNA, 1455 nt
Organism: Erythranthe guttata (spotted monkey flower)
Lineage: Eukaryota; Viridiplantae; Streptophyta; Magnoliopsida; Lamiales; Phrymaceae
Source: RefSeq, a predicted model, not a curated record